Messenger RNA from Cryptomeria japonica (Japanese cedar), 2472 nucleotides. RefSeq lists its product as uncharacterized. Bases 205 to 1953 code for a protein of 582 amino acids. The record is from RefSeq and is a predicted model, not a curated record. The transcript has 4 exons. Lineage: Eukaryota; Viridiplantae; Streptophyta; Pinopsida; Cupressales; Cupressaceae.
CAUGUAUGAUAUUUUGAGUAGGUAGUUGAAAGACACAACAAAAAUUGAAUCUUGUGCAUACUUAUGUAUACGUAUUCCAUAAAAUUAAAAUCAAACCACUCUUUGUUUAUUUAUACCCAAAAUGAUACGCCUGGCACGAUAAGUUUAUGAAAGAAAACAAAAACAUUUAACCAGAUUUUACAGAAGGCGCCAGCCGGCAAAGAAAUGUUGACGAAGAAGCUUUCACAACUCCGCAGCAAAGUUAGCUUUUCCGCCCAUUCUCAGGACAAGCGCAAUCAAUAUUCAAGAACUGAUACUUCAUGCUCUGCAAAUAGUGAAUUUGACAAUUCUGAUCUGUUAUCUCAUUCUACAGAAGAUAAAAAUGUGAAAUCAGAUUCUGGGGCUUCCCAUGCUGAAUAUUGGUUUCCUACAGAACCAGUUGCAAAUCUGAAAGUGAAACCUAUUGAUUUUUCUUAUGCAGAAAGUCAGACAUCAAAUACAAAAGUGAGUUUGGGCCCAUCUGCUGUAUCUGAAGAAGAUAUUAAUAUAGGACCUCCAGUGUUACCUCCUUAUGAGCAUUUAGAGGAACAAUUCUUGGAAGAUUAUGAGGAUUAUUUUGCACAUUUGUCAGUGGAUAAUAUUCGAAAAGAACAGUAUCCAAAGCUUGAUUUGCAGAGUCUUGUGUACUUAGAUUAUGCAAACUUUGCACUCUUUUCACGAUUUCAGGUGGAGGAGCAUAUGCAUAUGUUAUUGGAAGAGGGGCCGUGCUUGGGAUCAGUUUCAAUGUCAGAUUUCUCUCACACUCAGCUUACAUAUUAUAUUGAAAACACUCAAGAACGUCUUUUUCAGCUCUUGAACACAAGAAAAGAGGAUUACUCCAUAAUAUUUACAAAUGGGGCAACAGCAGGAUUUCGAGUUUUUGGUGAUUUAUACCCUUUUCAGAGGGGCAGUUUUAUGCUAGUUUGCCAAGACAAUCAUGUUUCUGUGAAUCAUUCAGUACAAUCAGCAGCUCGGAAGGGUGCAAGAAUAGCAAUGUCCCCUGUUGGUGAGCUAGACUUGUGUAUGCAUGGUCCAGAGUUGCGUAGACUUCUGAAGAAGCAAGAAUGGAAUAGUGGAGGUACUGGACUUUUUAUCUACCCUGCACAGUCAUGCUUAUCAGGGGUGCGACAUUCAUUAAAUUGGAUUGUUGAGGCACAGCAGAAUGGAUGGGAGGUUCUAUUGGAUGUCUCCUCCUACUUGCCUUUGGGAAGCUUAGACCUGUCACUAUACCAACCUGAAUUUGUUGUUGGUUCUUUCCAUCAUAUGCUUGGAUAUCCUUCAGGCACUGGUUUUUUGCUUGUCAAUAGGAAAUUUUACUCCAUAAUAAAAGCUAAGUAUUCAGAUAGAUUGACAUUGAUGGCUUCUCCAAAACAGGGUAGAAGUUUCCAUGUUGUAUCAGAAGAUGAUAGCAUCAACCUCCUUACCUUUGCAGCCCUGGCAUUUGGUCUAGAACAUUUAGAAAUAAUGGGACAGACUGCAUUGCAAAAGAGAUCAGAUUCUUUGGCAGCUUGGCUUUUGAUAACUCUAAAAUCAUUGAAACAUAAGUCAGAUGAGGGACAACCUUUGCUAAAGGUUUAUGGGUCCUCAAUUUGCAUGUAUAGAGGAAGUAUUAUCUCAUUCAAUGUUAUGGACUCAACUGGCAAUAUUUUACCUGCAAAUCUAAUACAGUGGUUGGCUAAAAGGAACAACAUUGUUGUGGGAGUUGGAAGUUUUGGCAAUCCUGGGCUGGGACAUAUUCUGAGCAAGUCUCAAGAAAGAAUUAAUGGCAGCAACAUGUUUGACAAAGAGUACAACUUUUCAGCUGUGCGAGUGUCUCUUGGGCCAGUUUCAACUUUCAAAGAUGUAUACAGAUUAGCACAAUUCCUAUGUUGCUUCAGGGAUGAAAACUACGUAGAAGCUCAAGCCAUUGGAUUCAUGGAGGAGUCCAUGCCUUAAUGCCUUUUUGGUUUUCCACUAAAGCGCAUCAGUCCAAUAAACGUGUAUGCUAUGUGUUUGUCUACCACCUUGUAAUCUUUUCAGCUUGUCAUUGGAAAAAAAAUUGGUUAUAGAUAUUCUCAUGAAAUGACUUAUUGCAAAAAUUAUGUGCUUCAGAUCUAUAGAGUAAACAUGUAUGUAUAUCAGAUUUCAGGAUUCAAUUGGACCAUCUUAUUCAACAUUGAAGAUCAUCUGACGAAUCAAGAUUAUAGUUACAGGACAUAAUCCAAAACAAAACUUGUCAAAGGUACCAUACCUGGUCAAGAACAUAUUCUAUUUCAAGAGUCUGUUGACCUUAGGCAUGUAAUCUGGAGCUCUUCUGCACCAAUAUAGGUAACAUAACAAGACCCAGAAUGAAAGCACAAUCGUUGAAAUCUUGAUUUUUUAUUUUAGUUUAAAAGGCUACAAGUUCACCUGUAUUACUUAUUAUCAUUCAUUGUAUGGGUUAUGAGCUCAAUACAUCUCUUGAUUUUUUUUUCA